AUGACUUCCUAUACAAAGCGUGUUUUGGUUGCAGGGGGUGCUGGGUUCAUUGGUGGCAACUUUCUUUUACGAUUUGUUCGGCAAUACCCCGAUUACUACUUUAUAUGCGUCGAUGUGUUAAACUACGCUAGUAAUUACGAGACUCUCAGACCGUUGGAACGAUUUGAAAACUACAAGUUUAUUAAAAUGGAUUUGAGUGAGGACACAGAACAGCUACUUCAACUAACCGGGAACUAUGGAAUAACUGAUAUUAUUAACUUUGCUGCUGAGUCGUCCGUGGACAGAUCGUUCCUACUGCCAACCUUUUUCACCAAAAACAAUAUCCUCGCAACCCAAAACUUACUCGAAUGUCACAGGACUCUGCCAGAACAGAUACAGACUUUUAUUCACAUUUCAACCGAUGAAGUGUACGGAGACGAAGUGGUAAGAGCAUCAGAGAAGUCCCCUUUGAAUCCAACAAACCCCUAUUCAGCUACCAAAGCAGCGGUAGACUUGAUCAUUAAUGCAUACACCAAGUCUUACAAACUCCCAAUAACAGUUUUGCGACCAAACAAUAUUUACGGACCAGGACAGUACCCAGAGAAGCUAAUCCCUUUAACCAUUGAAUGCGGGGAGACGAAUAGGCCCGUUCCAAUACACGGCAAUGGCAAGAAUGAGAGGAGAUAUUUGUACAUCAGUGAUUUCUUGGAUGCCGUGGACAUCACAUGGCACAGAAGUGAUUGUGCCGGAGAAACAUACAAUGUUGGAGGUGAUGUGGAGCAUGAAGGAUCAAUCGCUAAUAACGAGCUUGUUAGCUUGAUUAACGACGUGUUUGGUUGUUCAGUUGAUAUUGAAUACGUAAAGGACAGGAAUUACAACGACUUAGACUAUUCCAUGGACACAGAAAAACUACGCAAGCUUGGAUGGAGACAGAAAGUGACGCUACACGAGGGCUUAACAGCCAUAAAGAAACUCAAAUAA
Lodderomyces margitis is the source of this 960-nucleotide messenger RNA. It is a transcript of the gene GAL102, whose product is annotated as Gal102p. Bases 1 to 960 code for a protein of 319 amino acids. The record is from RefSeq and is a predicted model, not a curated record. NCBI's taxonomy places the organism in Eukaryota, Fungi, Ascomycota, Pichiomycetes, Serinales, Debaryomycetaceae. Gene Ontology annotation, molecular function: dTDP-glucose 4,6-dehydratase activity. The transcript has a single exon.